Harpegnathos saltator (Jerdon's jumping ant) is the source of this 1240-nucleotide messenger RNA. Its product is annotated as glycosyltransferase-like protein gnt13. Lineage: Eukaryota; Metazoa; Arthropoda; Insecta; Hymenoptera; Formicidae. Bases 389 to 898 code for a protein of 169 amino acids. The transcript is spliced from 2 exons. The record is from RefSeq and is a predicted model, not a curated record.
AUAUAAAUGGUGACACCAAUCAUCGGUCGAGCAGUGAAUUUCAGUUGACAAGCGAGUUCACGACAAACGAAGAAUUCAAAAUGCGCUCUUUGCUCAGCACGGUUUUGUGCUUUUCCAUGGCCAUCUGCGUAUUAGCAACUAACUUCGAACGUGGCAAACGCCAGCCAGGCGACUACCUCUCCAUCAAUAAGAUCAUCGUUAAGAUUCCAAUCAUUUGGAAGCCCAUGGAAACCAUAAUCGACGUGAAGUGCCCGUCCAACGAAAUCAUCACCUAUGUUAGGAUUAGCAGUAUAGAUGGCAUUAUAAGUGGCAUUAUAGAUGGCAUUCACUUCGUACAACUUUCAGGUGAUGUCGGCACGACAUCCAUAUUAGUGAAGGCAAGAAGACGAUGGCACAAGAAAUUCGCGUUAACAGUACAAGGUUACUGCAUAAGUCUAAGCACAACAACAACAUCGGGACCGACAACAACAACAGAGGUACCUACAACAACAACAGAGGUACUUACAACAACAACAGCGGUACCGAUAACAACAACAGAGAUACCUACAACAACAACAGUGGUACCGACAACAACAACAGAGGUACCUACAACAACAACAGUGGUACCGACAACAACAACAGAGGUACCUACAACAACAACAGUGGUACCUACAACAACAACAGAGAUACCGACAACAACAACAGAGGUACCUACAACAACAACAGUGGUACCGACAACAACAACAGAGGUACUUACAACAACAACAGUGGUACCUAUAACAACAACAGAGGUACCUACAACAACAAUAGAAGUACCAACAACAACAACAACGGUACCAACAACAACAACAGUGGUACCGACAACAACAACUUCGGUGCCGAUAACAACACAUCUGUAACGACAACAACAAUGAGCUGAUAAUAACAACGGAAGAAACGACGCAGGAGUGGACAACGACACAGCAAACUACGACAUGGCAAAGUACGACGUCAAUUAUACCCGAUGAAAAUGAGCAGUAAAAAAAGAAUAAGCGAUACAUUUAAUGGCAACGACACCACUCUCGAUAACAAUAACGAAAUCUGGCCUGACAAUGACAAUAACGGAAUAGAAGAAGAAAUGCUUCUUUACAGAAGUUAUUAAUUAAGACUUAACACUGGUGUACACACGUUUUAAUUUUCAUUUAAGUGUUCUGAGUGUGUAACGAUUGCUAUGUACACGUGACUAAAUAAAGAAAAAAUAAAUAAGACGCAUCAUACGAAA